AUGUGGCCGGGCCUCGAGGCGUUGCCAUGGCGCUGGGCGGGCGGCGCGGCCCUGGGGCUCGGGCUGGCGCUGCUGGUGCGCGGCUGGCGGCGGCGCCGGGCCCCGCGGCGCGAGGUGCUUUUCUUCCCGUCGCCGGUCACCUGCCCCGCGGCGCUGCUGGGCGAGCCGGGCUCCGCGCCCUGCCCCUGCCCGCUGCCGCACGGCGACAGCCCGCUCGCCCGCCUGCUGCGCCGCCUGCUCUCGGCGCGCCGCUCGCUGGAGCUCUGCCUCUUCGCCUUCUCCAGCCCGCAGCUGGGCCGCGCCGUGCAGCUGCUGCACCGCCGGGGCGUGCGCGUGCGCCUGGUCACCGACGCGGACUACAUGGCGCUCCCCGGCUCGCAGAUCGGCCGCCUGCGGCAGGCGGGGAUUCAAGUGCGACAUGACCAGGAGAGUGGCUACAUGCAUCACAAAUUUGCUAUUGUAGACAAAAAGAUGCUCAUCACUGGUUCCCUCAACUGGACCACUCAAGCUAUCCAGAACAACCGUGAGAAUGUGCUGAUUGUGGAGGAUGCAGAGUAUGUGGAGCCAUUCCUGGCAGAGUUUGAAAGGAUUUGGGAAGAGAAUGAUCCAGCUAAUUAUACAUUUUUCCCCACCAAAAAGGAACAGAAAUGACAGCUUUUUGGAGCUGGAAGGGUCCUUGACAAAUAGCAUUUUUCUAGCAAGCUUCUUUGUAUUUAAUUUCGUUAUAGCUACAAAGACUAUAGCAUCAUGCAAGGGUGAAGAGUUCUGUACUUUUCAGUGGAAACCUCACUGUGUACUAAAUGAGAGUGCAUCAUGCUAAACUUCUUGGGACUGAAGCUCUUGCAACUCAGCUGGUAGUGGAGGGUGCGUGCAUUUCAGUCAGGAACCCAUCUCCCCUGACUGGGGUCGCUGAUUGAAGGCAUGCACAGGACAGAGCUAAGGCAGUCCCUCAAUUCUGAUUGGGUUGGUGGUGUGAAGUGAGGAAGAUUGACCAUCAAUACUUGGGUGUCUAUUGCCACUUCACAGAAUUACCAUUCAAAUACAUAGUUUCCCUCUUGCCCCCCACCCCCAAAGUUUAACAUCUCAAGUCAACCAAAAACUCCAGGUCCCCACAGGGUGAACGUGUAUCAGAGACUAAAUCCUCAUCUAUUUGCUACAUGUCAAAGUCUUCAGUAUUUUACAACACACUUUGCUCUCUUUAGAUUAGAGCAAAGAGUCAGUGUUCCUGCCCCAUCCAGCACACAUUCAUGGCGUAGGGUAGACAGGAAGGGUGAUGAAAUAAUUGCUUGUGAUUGCACUAAACUAAUGUCAGUGGCCAGGAGGGUUAGUGCUGUUGGUACCAAUUCAAAUGCUAGUCAGGUUUCUGCUAAUGCCUCCAGCCCCGUCCUUCUCCUCUAGUAGUCUCUUAAAGUGCAGGCUGAGGCAAGUUAAACCACUAGAGCUGACAGCUUUGUUUUCAGCCUUCAUGACUCUUCAGUGUCCUUCCCCAGUCAUGCAACAAUAUUUCUGCAGCCACUUUUAAGAAAUGCUCUGUAUUACAGUGGUAGGGAUCACAUCAUAAGUGCAACUCAGUAGUAACUACGAUGUAUUGAAAGUUAUAUUUUAAACAGUUACUUACAUAUCAUUGUAAGUUACAGUAAACGUCCAUGCUGUUGUACAAUAUGUAACUGCACAGCUAGGAGAUAGUUCCCUUGUAAAUUCCAUGUAGCCUUACAAAGUAGCUUCAAUGCUGAUGCAUAAGUGAGUUAGACAAUUAUUAUACACUAGGCCUAAGAUCCUGGAACCUUAGUUCACUCACUGCAACAGUCCUAAGUUACCGUGCAAGGAUAUCUGUGUAUGCUCUAGUCACACAGUAGUUACUACUUCUAUAUAUAGAUAGCAAUUUUGCACAUUCACAGGGUGUUAAUGCCACUAUCAAAUACAAGAUUACUGACUUUUCAAUGGAAAAACAAUUUAUAGUGCUUUAGGAUUAACAGUUCUCAAACAGACUGGACACAUUCUUUGGACAAGUAUCUUCAAAGCUAAAGGUACAGGUCGAGAAUUUUAAAAGAUAUUUAUAACAGUCAUCAAAAAAACAUUCUAAUAAGAGGACACAGGAUAGGUUCAGCAUCUUACACUCAAAUCUC
Molecule: messenger RNA, 2126 nt
Organism: Gopherus flavomarginatus (Mexican gopher tortoise)
Lineage: Eukaryota; Metazoa; Chordata; Testudines; Testudinidae
Gene: PLD6
Product: phospholipase D family member 6
Exons: 3
Coding region: 1-651 (216 amino acids)
Biological process (GO): piRNA processing
Cellular component (GO): mitochondrion
Molecular function (GO): RNA endonuclease activity producing 5'-phosphomonoesters, hydrolytic mechanism
Source: RefSeq, a predicted model, not a curated record